This is a messenger RNA of Aethina tumida (small hive beetle), 1914 nucleotides long. RefSeq names its product maltase A1-like. The record is from RefSeq and is a predicted model, not a curated record. Lineage: Eukaryota; Metazoa; Arthropoda; Insecta; Coleoptera; Nitidulidae. Bases 1 to 1800 code for a protein of 599 amino acids. The transcript is spliced from 7 exons. Gene Ontology annotation, biological process: carbohydrate metabolic process.
AUGAUUAGAGUAGCGUUUAUGUUAGUUGUGGCCACUACUGUGGCCAACUGUGUAGCUGUAACUGAAGGCAAUCCAGAUUGGUGGAAAACAGCUGUAUUUUAUCAAAUUUAUCCUCGAUCUUUUAAAGACAGUAACGACGAUGGUAUUGGAGAUCUGCAAGGAAUCUCAUCCAAGCUGCAAUAUUUACACGACCUCGGAGUAAAUGCCACAUGGUUAUCACCAAUUUUCCAAUCACCUCAAGUUGAUCAAGGCUAUGAUAUUAGCGAUUACAGAACUGUAGAUAAUGUUUUCGGAUCUAAUGAAGAAUUGUUAAAUCUAAUUGAGGAAGCCAAGAAACUAGGAAUAAAGAUUAUUCUAGAUUUCGUUCCUAAUCACACAAGUGACAGGCACUACUGGUUUAAUCAAUCUUUGGAUAAUGAUGAGUACUAUAAAGACUUUUAUAUUUGGAGAGAAGGCAGAAACAACAACAGUGAACCCCCAAAUAAUUGGCUUAGUAACUUUAAAGGAAGUGCAUGGACCUACAGAGAAGAAAGACAAAUGUGGUACUAUCAUAACUUCGCAGAAGCCCAACCUGAUCUCAACUACAAUAAUCCUAAAGUCGUACAAGCUAUGAAGGAUGUUUUGACCUACUGGUUAGAUAAUGGAGUUGGGGGAUUUAGGGUUGAUGCUGUUCAAUAUCUGUUUGAAGAUGAAAGUUUUAAAGAUGAGCCACAAUCAGGUGACGAAAAUGCGGGCCCUAAUGAUUACGAAUAUUUGAAACAUAUAUACACCAGUGACUUAGAUAAAACUUAUGAUAUGAUUUAUCAAUGGAGAGACUUGAUGGAAAAUUAUACAAAAACCAAGGGAGGAGAUGAUAGGAUUUUUAUGACAGAGGCGUGGACUACUUUCAAUAACACUAUGUUGUACUACGGCACCAGUGAUGGUUCCAGAUUAGGAGCUCACUUCACAUUUAAUUUUGAUUUUAUUGCUUCUGCCACUGCUAAUUCUUCAGCCAGCGAUCUUAAAGCCAUUAUUGACAGAUGGAUUACUGAACUUCCAAGUCGUUAUGUACCCAAUUGGGUGUUGGGUAACCAUGACAGACACAGAGUAGCAACACGUUACGGCGUUGAACACGUCGACGCCCUUACGAUGAUGCAAGCUAUUUUACCUGGUGUUCAAAUUACGUACAACGGUGAAGAAAUUGGUAUGGUAGACGGACAAGUAACAUGUCAGCAAGGCCAUGAUCCAAUAGAUAAUGCAAAUUGCACUAAAUUUGACGAAGUCAGCAGAGAUUUCGAAAGAACUCCUUUUCAAUGGGAUACUACUAUUAAUGCCGGAUUUAGCAAGGCAGAUCCACAAAGUCUUUGGUUACCAGUUGGUAAAGAUUACAAAACAACUAAUGUUGCAGUAGAGGAAAAGGACAAUAAAAGUCAUCUAUCUAUAUACAAAACUGUUGUAAGUUUGAGGCAUAGCAUACCAAAAGAAGCUACUACAGAAACAAAUUUGGAGGGUAAUGUGCUAAUGAUUACCAGAAACGUAAAUAGCACUAAUGUUUAUCAUUACGUCUAUAACCGAGCUAAUGAAGAAGCAAUUUGUAAUCUCCCACAUAAGUUACAACAUUCAACAUAUAAAAUUAUUGCCGUAAGUGGUAAAUCCACUUAUUCAUUAGGGGACGUAGUUGAGCAAAAACUAAAGCUCGCAAGCAAUGAAAGUCUGAUAUUAAGUGAAAUCGAGAACAGUGAUGAUGCAGCUUCAGGACUGGCAGUAACAUAUAUCACCUUCUUUUCGAUUAUUAUCGGAAUGCUGAACAUUAUUCAGUAAUUUUAAACUUUGUAUUGUGUCUAUUUAUUAAUCUAUUAUUAUCAUUAAGUUGUAAUGUGUUAAGUGUUAAUGUUAUGAAAGUAUACAAUAUGCAAGUACUAAAUAUGACUUAAA